ACCACGCGCGUGUUUGGGCUGCUCUCCGGCAGUCGAUGACGUCGUGACGCCCGCCGACGCGCUGCGACGAGAGAGUGCGAAAAAAAACGCGGUGGGGCGGCUUCGGCGACGCUCUGUGGCAACGACGAGCGCGCGGGCGCGCGCGGGCUGGCCCGACACCCGCCCGCGCCGCCGCCGCCGCGCCCCAGACGCCGCCGGAGUCCCUGCCGCUCGCCCACCGACGAGAGCGCGCCUCGGCAAAUCGCCCCUCGACGCCCUUUCUCCCUCGCGCGCUUCGAACGCCCCGCUCGACGCCCGCUCGCCCCCGCAGCCUCUCACGCGCCUCUCGAAGAACCGCAAGAAGCGCGGACACGUGUCCGCCGGCCACGGCCGCGUCGGCAAGCACCGCAAGCACCCCGGCGGCCGCGGUAACGCCGGCGGCCAGCACCACAUGCGCACCCUGUUCGACAAGUUCCACCCGGGUUACUUCGGUAAGGUCGGCAUGCGCCACUUCCACGUGCUCAAGAACCGCGCCCACUGCCCCAUCAUCAACCUCGACAUGCUCUGGCCGUCCCUCCCCGUGGGCACGCUCGAGUCCGUCCCGGAGGGCAAGGCGCCCGUCAUCGACGUGACGAAGAGCGGCUUCGCCAAGGUCUGCGGCAAGGGCCGGCUCCCGAAGCAGCCCGUCGUCGUCAAGGCCAAGAUGUUCACCAAGAUGGCCGAGAGGAAGAUCAAGGCGUGCGGCGGCGCGUGCAUCCUCGUCUGAGCGCGCGGUCCCUCCUCCGGUCGGGGUCGCGGCCGUCGCGCGGCCCCGCCUAACUCGACUUCCUAGUCUC
Aureococcus anophagefferens is the source of this 815-nucleotide messenger RNA. RefSeq lists its product as hypothetical. The coding region runs from base 431 to 745 and encodes 104 amino acids. The record is from RefSeq and is a predicted model, not a curated record. Gene Ontology annotation, molecular function: structural constituent of ribosome. The transcript has a single exon. Lineage: Eukaryota; Pelagophyceae; Pelagomonadales; Pelagomonadaceae. Gene Ontology annotation, cellular component: cytosolic large ribosomal subunit.